CCUGCCCACGGUCAGCCGUACAGCCUGGAAGUGCCGGGUACCUCUACAAAGAACUCAACCUCUUGGUUCUCGGUUUUCUGGUCAGAGUACUUAGGAUAAAGCAGGUUGGGUGGAUGGGCAGUUGGCAGAGAGUGGAUACGGCAGUCAUGGUUUCUGAGCAUGUCACUUCUCUGUCUCAGCCAGUAAGGACAGGCUUAGCCUUCCUGCGUGUAGGGCCUCUGCUGUCCUCUGGUUUCCUGCUCUGUACCUCCCCCUGGCUUCACAGAAUCCUUCCUGAACUAGAGCAGCUUUCGGAUUCUCCGCUGGGCCCUGGGUACACCCGGUCCCUCACUCACACGGGCCAGAACCAGACGCCAGGGACGGUGAGAGGCAAAGACAGACAGGAGAAGAUGCCCGGACAAGAACGCAGAGAUGAAGUUGAACUUCCCAGGUCCCCGCUGGGGUUCCGGAACCCACCCAGUGUCCCACGUUCCACCCACCUACAGCCCCUCUGCUCCUACCAGCCAGGCGACCCGCCCCCGGGGGGCAGGAUGAAGUGACGCCCCCCCCACUGCAAAAGAGGAACCUCUAGGACCUGCUGCAAGAGUUUGGGACCAAGGAGAGGAGAAUGGAUCUUGGUACAGCUGAAGGCACCCGGUGCACCGACCCGCCCACAGGCAAGCCCGCGAUGGCAACCAAGCGCAAAGGCGGCCUGAAGCUCAACGCCAUCUGCGCCAAGCUGAGCCGCCAGGUGGUAGUGGAGAAGGGGGCAGAGGCUGGCGCCCACACCGAGGGCAGCCCACGGAGGCCCCAGGACAAGGAGCGCGGUGGCGCUGAGUCGGGGGUGGCCCGGGCCCCCCGCAGCGAAGAAGACAAGAGGCGGGCGGUGAUCGAAAAGUGGGUCAACGGGGAGUACAGUGAGGAGCCGGCCCCCACUCCCAUGUUGGGGCGGACUGCCCGCGAGGGCCUGGAGCUGCCGCCCGAGGGCGUGUACAUGGUGCAGCCGCAGGGCUGCAGCGACGAGGAGGACCACGGCGAGGAGCCCCCCAAGGAUGGUGGCCCGGCCGCUGAGAAGGACAUGGACAGGGUGGCCUCCAAGGAUGACGGUGGCCCCAGCACCAAGCAGGCGUCAGGAGAGGCCUCCGCCCUGCGGGACUACGCGGCCACCACCAUGACCGAGUUCCUCGGCAUGUUUGGCUACGACGACCAGAACAUGCGGGACGAGCUGGCCAGGAAGAUCAGCUUCGAGAAGCUGCGGGCCGGCCCCACACCCGAGGCGGCCACCUCCUCCACGCUGCCCGCCGCGGAGGAUGCGCUCAGCAAGCGGGCUCGUUUCUCCAAGUACGAGGAGUACAUCCGGAAGCUGAAGGCGGGCGAGCAGCUCUCCUGGCCGGCCCACGGCACGAAGGCGGAGGAUCGCGUCGGCAAGGAGGCAGUGGGCCCCCUGCCCGGCCUGCGGCUGCCCAGCAACACCGCGCACCUGGAGACCAAGGCCACCAUCCUGCCGCUGCCCUCGCACGGCAGCGUCCCCAUGCAGAGCCUGGCGGCCCGGGCCUCCAAGUACGACUUCUUCAUCCAGAAGCUGAAGACGGGCGAGCACCUGCGGCCCCAGAACGGGAGCACCUACAAGAAGCCGUCCAAGUACGACCUGGAGAACGUCAAGUACCUGCACCUCUUUAAACCCGGGGAGGGCAGCCCGGACAUGGGCGGGGCCAUCGCCUUCAAGACCGGCAAGGUGGGCCGCCCCUCCAAGUACGACGUCCGGGCCAUCCCAAAGCCGGGCCCUGCCAAGGUGCCGCCUGCUCCCAGCCUGGCGCCUGCGCCCCUCGCCAGCGUGCCCAGCGCCCCCAGUGCCGCCGGCCCAGGGCCCGAGCCGCCCGCCUCCCUGCCCUUCAGCACUCCCGAGUACCUGAAGUCGGCCUUCUCCAAAACGGACUCCAUCACCACGGGGACCGUCUCCACUGUCAAGAACGGAUUGCCCACAGAUAAACCAGCUGUCACCGAAGAUGUAAACAUUUACCAGAAAUAUAUUGCCAGGUUCUCCGGCAGCCAGCACUGCGGCCACAUCCACUGUGCCUACCAGUACCGCGAGCACUACCACUGCCUGGACCCCGAGUGCAACUACCAGCGGUUCACGAGCAAGCAGGACGUGAUCCGGCACUACAACAUGCACAAGAAGCGGGACAACUCGCUGCAGCACGGCUUCAUGCGCUUCAGCCCACUGGACGACUGCAGCGUCUACUACCACGGCUGCCACCUCAAUGGGAAGAGCACCCACUACCACUGCAUGCAGGUGGGCUGUAACAAGGUGUACACAAGCACGUCAGAUGUGAUGACCCAUGAGAACUUCCACAAGAAGAACACCCAGCUCAUCAACGACGGCUUCCAGCGCUUCCGAGCCACCGAGGACUGUGGCACGGCCGACUGCCAGUUCUACGGGCAGAAGACCACCCACUUCCACUGCAGGCGCCCUGGCUGCACAUUCACCUUCAAGAACAAGUGUGACAUCGAGAAGCACAAGAGCUACCACAUCAAGGACGACGCCUACGCCAAGGAUGGCUUCAAGAAGUUCUACAAGUACGAGGAGUGCAAGUACGAGGGCUGCGUGUACAGCAAGGCCACCAACCACUUCCACUGCAUCCGCGCCGGCUGCGGCUUCACCUUCACCUCCACCAGCCAGAUGACCUCGCACAAGCGUAAGCAUGAGCGCCGGCACAUCCGCUCCUCGGGCGCGCUGGGGCUGCCGCCCGCGCUGCUGGGCGCCAAGGACACCGAGCACGAGGAGUCCAGCAACGACGACCUGGUGGACUUCUCUGCCCUGAGCAGCAAGAAUUCCAGCCUCAGCGCCUCCCCCACCAGCCAGCAAUCCUCUGCCUCCCUGGCUGCUGCCACGGCCGCCGCCGAGGCCGUGCCCAGCGCCACCAAACCUCCCAACAGCAAGAUCUCGGGGCUGCUGUCCCAGGGCCUGCCCGGCUCCAUCCCGCUGGCGCUGGCCCUCUCCAACUCAGGCCUGCCCACCACGGCACCAUACUUCCCCACUCUCCCCGGCCGCGGGAGCGCCUCCCUGCCUGUGGGCACCCCCGGCCUCAUGGCCGCCAUGUCAUCGGGGGCAGUGGCCUCGGCAACCGCUGACACACCCACUCUGGCCACCUCGGGAGCUGGCGACUCAGCCCCAACCGCUGCCACCUCUGUCUCUGCGCCCCCCGCCUCCAUCAUGGAGAGGAUCUCCGCAAGCAAGGGCCUCAUCUCGCCCAUGAUGGCCAGGCUGGCUGCAGCCGCACUCAAGCCUUCUGCCACCUUUGACCCAGGAAAUGGGCAGCAGGCCAGUCCCGCCAGGUUCGCCCCGGCCCCGCUGAAGCAGGAGCCCGGGGAGAGUGCUGGCGUCCCAGGGCCCCUCGAGGGCUCCCACGACCGCAGCCUGGACCUGACAGUGAAGGAGCCCAGCAAUGAAUCAAAUGGCCACGCAGUCCCGGCAAAUUCAUCUCUUUUAUCCUCGCUUAUGAAUAAGAUGUCUCAGGGCAGCCCCAACCAUGGCAGCCUGUUGAACAUCAAGACGGAAGCAGAGGGGAGCCCCGCCGUGGAGUCCUCGCCCUUCCCGGGCAAGGCCGCGAAGGCGCUGGUGCAGGAGAAGCUGUCGGAGCCCUGGAAGGUGUACCUCCGCAGGUUUGGUACCAAGGACUUCUGCGACGCCCAGUGUGACUUCCUUCACAAGGCCCACUUCCACUGUGUGGUGGAAGAGUGUGGCGCACUUUUCAGCACCCUGGACGGGGCCAUCAAGCAUGCCAACUUCCACUUCCGGACGGAGGGAGGAGCCGUGAAAGGAAACUCGGAGGCUUCCUUCGCAGCCUCAGCUGCUGAGACCAAACCUUCCUUGGCCCCCACGUCCCCUCCGGCGCCUCCCAUCACCACGGCCACGGUCUCCUCUCUGGAGGGGCCGACCCCCAGCCUGGCCGUGGUGCCCUCCACCCCCACCCUGCUCGCCUGGAAGCAGCUGGCUUCCACCGUCCCGCAGAUGCCUCAGAUUCCAGCGUCCGUGCCUCGCCUGCCCACUUCGCCCUUGGCAACGACCUCUCUAGAGAAUGCCAAGCCCCAGGUCAAACCGGGAUUCCUCCAGUUCCAGGAGAACGAUCCUUGCCUGGCGACGGACUGCAAGUAUGCCAACAAGUUCCACUUCCACUGCCUCUUUGGGAACUGCAAGUACGUCUGCAAAACUUCCGGCAAGGCCGAGUCCCACUGCCUGGACCACAUCAACCCCAACAACAACCUGGUGAAUGUGCGCGACCAGUUUGCCUACUACUCCCUGCAGUGUCUCUGUCCCAACCAGCACUGCGAGUUCCGGAUGCGCGGGCACUACCACUGCCUCCGGGCCGGCUGCUACUUUGUGACCAACAUCACCACCAAGCUGCCGUGGCACAUAAAGAAGCACGAGAAGGCCGAGCGGCGGGCAGCCAACGGAUUUAAGUACUUCACCAAGCGCGAGGAGUGCGGCCGGCUAGGCUGCAAGUACAACCAGGUGAACAGCCACUUCCACUGCAUCCGAGAGGGCUGCCAGUUCUCCUUCCUGCUCAAGCACCAGAUGACCUCCCAUGCCCGGAAGCACAUGCGGCGGAUGCUGGGGAAGAACUUCGACCGGGUGCCCCCCUCCCAGGGCCCCCCGAGCCUGAUGGACACGGAGACAGACGAGUACAUGGAUUACACCGGCUGCAGCCCGGGCGCCGUGUCCUCGGAGUCGUCCACCAUGGACCGGAGCUGCUCCAGCACCCCUGUGGGCAAUGAGAGCACCGCGGCCGGGAACACCAUCUCCAUGCCCACAGCCUCCGGGGCCAAAAAGCGUUUCUGGAUCAUCGAGGACAUGUCGCCGUUUGGGAAGCGGCGCAAGACGGCCUCCUCACGCAAGAUGCUGGACGAGGGCAUGAUGCUGGAGGGCUUCCGGCGCUUCGACCUCUACGAGGACUGCAAGGACGCAGCCUGCCAGUUCUCACUCAAGGUCACUCACUACCACUGCACGCGGGAGAACUGCGGCUACAAGUUCUGUGGGCGCACACACAUGUACAAGCACGCGCAGCACCACGACCGUGUGGACAACCUCGUGCUGGACGACUUCAAGCGCUUCAAGGCCUCGCUCAGCUGCCACUUCGCGGACUGCCCCUUCUCGGGCACCAGCACGCACUUCCACUGCCUGCGCUGCCGCUUCCGCUGCACCGACAGCACCAAGGUCACGGCGCACCGCAAGCACCACGGCAAGCAGGACGUGAUCAGCGCCGCGGGCUUCUGCCAGUUCAGCUCGAGCGCCGACUGCGCCGUGCCUGACUGCAAGUACAAGCUCAAGUGCUCGCACUUCCACUGCACGUACCCAGGCUGCCGCCACACGGUUGUGGGCAUGUCACAGAUGGACUCGCACAAGCGCAAGCACGAGAAGCAGGAGCGGGGCGAGCCCGGCCCCGAGGGCCCCGCGCCCGGCCCGGCCGGCGGCCUGGACAGCUCGCUGUCUCUGGGCACCGAGCCUGGGGGCUCCCUGCUCUUCUUGCAGACGGCUGCCGCCGGCCUGGGCCUGGGGCUGGGCGAUGCGGGCGAGCCCGCACCACCGGAGGGCCCGGUGCCCCGCGAAGGCCCCGCCGCGCCCCCGCCCGGUCCCAGCCCCGCGGCCGGAGAGUCGUCACAGGAGGACGAGGAGGAGAUGGAGCUGAACGAGGAGGAGGCGGACGACGACGAGGAGGACGAUGAGGAGGAUGAGGAUGACGAGGAGGAGGAUGAGGACGACGACGACGAAGAGGACGACGAGGACCUGCGCACCGACUCGGAGGAGUCGCUGCCCGAGGCCGGGCCGGGUUCGCGGAGCCCGGAGCGGGUGGCCCUCGGAGCGCCCGCAGUCCCCGCGCCCCCCGCGCCCGCCGCUGCCGCCUCGCCCUAGCAGCCGGGCUGAGCGGGGACGGCCACCCGCCCUGAGGGCUCACCCCUUUGUUUAUUAUUGUUAUUAUUAAUUUUGUAAGAAAUGGUAUUUAUACGUCAAGCUUCCCUCUGUACAGAGCUAGAUGUUCGUUGUGGUUCCCGUGUGAGGGGUGGGGCGCUCCGGCUCCGGGCUCGGCCCCCCCGCCGCCCCGCCGGUGCUUCCGGACCCCGAGUCCGUCUCAGGGCAGAGGCGGGGCCCCCUCUGGUGCUCCGGGGCCGCCCCCGCGCCCGCUGCCCGCGCAGCUCCGCGGCUGGAAAGACAGGCUGCCAAGCACACCUUUCUAGCUGCAGCUCGGGGAUCUUCUUCAGGGAAAUAGAAGGUGCUCUUGUCCCGGGUGGGAGAGGGGAGCAGGGGUCCCCGAGGGUGAGGCGGGCACAGACCCCCGGCAGCUGCCCCCAGCGACCCUCCCCGAGGCCGGACCCCGGGCCCCACGCCCACGCCAGUGGGAUUCCUCAUUGCUCAGGACGGGGACGGGCGCUGGGGGUCCCAGGGACCCCCGCCCCUAACCACCAGAGGCGGCCGGCACUUGUGGCAUCUGGUAGGGCCCGGUCACACAGCUGAGGCCCACCCUCCUUGCUGUGGGGGCGGGCGGGGCAAGGACGGUUGCCCAGGGACACUACAGGGACCGCGGAGGAGACCUCGUGCCAGGAGCAGAGCCAGGAGCCCCGGGGUCACCCUGUCCCCACUGCGCGGCCUGCUCCAGUACCUGCUCCCGAGGGCUGGGGACGGACUGGGCGCCCUGGGCCUGCGUGCCCCCCACACACCGGAGAGCUGGGCUGGGUGCCCACCCACCCAGGUCUCAGCGCCCCAGGUGGUGGGAGCAGGAAAGAUGCGACUGGCUGGGGCGUUACUGUUCAAAAUGGAAAAAAUGCGAGAAAGUUGUACAGUAUUUUUCCCCAUCAAGGUUAUUACUCUACACAGAACAAAGAGGAAGCGAAGCAGGUGGGAGGUGAGGGCGGGGCCGCCUGCCCCUGGCCCUGCGCUGCGGGGCCGCGUGGAGCGCAGCGCCCCGAGUGGGAGGUCUGCACUGGCACUGCUGGGGGCCGCGGGGUUCCAACUCCUAACUUGAAUUUUGUAGAGGCAAGAUAAGAGGACUUUUACUGUUGAAGCAAGUUCGUAGUUAAUUUAACAUUUGAGUUUUUCUCUAUUGGUUAUGCGUGUGGCUUUACAGGGCUGUUCCCCCACCGCCCCUCCCCCACCCCGUGUUUUAUUUUGUUUGGGAUGCUUCAUUGUUGAUGCGCCCCACCCAGGUUGGGUUCCCUUUUCAAAACCGCCCCGCUCCCGGAGACGAUGAGGUCACAAAGCCCAGAGCGGCCGCCUGACAGGCACACACACCUGGCCGUGGCUAUGAGGGUGACAGGGACGCGGGGUGGGCAGCCCAGGGCCCCUCCUGCUCACCUCCUCUGCACUCCAGGCCACCAGCGGAUCUCAGUGAGAGGUCCUCGAAGUGGACAUCUGGACCCUGAGACUCUGGCCACAGGGAGAGAGCAAGGCCCAGUCUUGGGGAGGGCCUGUCACCCAGAGCCACAUCCCUACAGGUCUCUACGGGGAGCCCUGUUCACCUGGGGGGCAGUGGUGUCCUUCCCCUUUUUCUUUCCUUUUUCUUUUUGUUUUGUUUUUGUCUUCUUGGCUGCCCACAGCCAGAGAGCCAGGACCAUCGAAACUGGAGAGGGAGCAGGGGGGAGGAGGGGUCGGACGGAGCGUCCCCGGUUCAGCAGGAAGCAGCCUUUCGACACAGCCCCCACCAGGGCCUCCUGAAUCCCGCGGGCACCCCACGCUGCUGCUGCUGCGCGCUCGCCCAGACUGUGUGCCCAACCACAGAACCCAGGAGUCUGUGGAAGGAGUUUUGUAAAGGAAAAAAUUCAAAAAAACAAAAACAUUUUUCAAUGUAGCAAAAUCAAACAAAAAAAAGAAAGAAAAAAAAGAAGACGCCCACAGUGCGAAGUCUAGCCUUUUGUAACCUUCAUAUUGCACACUAGGACUAUAAGCCAUUGCUAGCUCAUUUUGAAUUUUAAUGUGUAAUUUUUGUUUUAUUUUCUUUCUGUGGGGAAAACAAUGCUUGAUCCACCAAUGCUCUUUUUAAUGUUUUAUAACUAUGUAUGUGUAUAUAUAUAAAUAUAAAAUAAUAACGUAUGCACAUGUGUGUAUAUAUCUAUAUGUAUAUACAUAUAUAGAUAUAGAGAGAUAUAUAGAGAGGUUUUGAGACGCAAAUGCAGAACGUGAGAACCGAACUGAACAGCGUGUGCUCUGAUUACUUGAAUCUGGUCUCCUCGGCACCUGGUUAUUAAGAACUGAAUAUUUUUCCACUUGAAUUUAGUGCUAUUAGAAAUUUAAUAUAUGUGUUUUAUUUAUUUGAUUUUUUUUUGCAUGACUGAUGCAAGGUUUGACAUUUUCACUCAAUAAAAACUGGAAAAA
Artibeus jamaicensis (Jamaican fruit-eating bat) is the source of this 8344-nucleotide messenger RNA. It is a transcript of the gene CASZ1, whose product is annotated as castor zinc finger 1. Gene Ontology annotation, biological process: regulation of neuron differentiation; positive regulation of transcription by RNA polymerase II. Gene Ontology annotation, molecular function: DNA-binding transcription factor activity, RNA polymerase II-specific; RNA polymerase II transcription regulatory region sequence-specific DNA binding. The coding region runs from base 608 to 5890 and encodes 1760 amino acids. The transcript is spliced from 20 exons. The record is from RefSeq and is a predicted model, not a curated record. Lineage: Eukaryota; Metazoa; Chordata; Mammalia; Chiroptera; Phyllostomidae. Gene Ontology annotation, cellular component: nucleus.